AUGGCUGUAUGUGAAAGCUAUAACGCAGCAGACUUACUAGACUUUAAGUUAGACGACCUAGAAGAGAAUUUACGAGAGAUCGACACGCCUUUCCAGGCAGGUUUCGACGAUUUUCCGGCCGGUUUCGACAAUUUUCCGGAGAUUUUCGAAGGUUUUACGGGCAGUCAGCUAUGCGUUCCAGAGGAUGAUGUAGAGAAUUUAGACUGGUUCCCGAAUUUUACUGAGGAUUCCAUUUCGUUAAGUGAUGUUUUGACGGCUUCGGAGAAUAGUAGUAUUUCUCCGACGACCCCAGAACGGGAAACUGAGAAUGGAAAGAGUUAUUCGUCUGUGGAUGUAUGUGGGUUGUUGAGGCAGACGAUACCCAGCAAAAGGCCCAGGACUAAGAGAGUGGGCGGACGCGUUUGGUCGGGAAAUGUCAUGCGGUUUUCUUUGCCGGAAAGUCAGGUUCCGGCGAAGGCUAAGAGGGGGAAAUAUAAUAUAAUGGGAAGAAGAUGUACACACUGUGACGCGGAGAAGACACCGCAAUGGAGGAUGGGGCCAAUGGGACCGAAGACCUUGUGCAAUGCUUGUGGGGUUCGUUACAAGUCAGGGAGGUUGAUGCCGGAAUAUCGGCCGGCGGCGAGUCCCAGUUUCAAUAGUUUGCUGCAUUCGAAUAGUCACAAAAAAAUAAUGAAAAUGAGGAAAGGAGAGUGA
Messenger RNA from Nelumbo nucifera (sacred lotus), 693 nucleotides. RefSeq names its product GATA transcription factor 9-like. The record is from RefSeq and is a predicted model, not a curated record. Gene Ontology annotation, cellular component: nucleus. Gene Ontology annotation, molecular function: sequence-specific DNA binding; zinc ion binding. Lineage: Eukaryota; Viridiplantae; Streptophyta; Magnoliopsida; Proteales; Nelumbonaceae. Gene Ontology annotation, biological process: regulation of DNA-templated transcription; cell differentiation.